This is a messenger RNA of Aspergillus japonicus CBS 114.51, 1529 nucleotides long. RefSeq lists its product as uncharacterized. The record is from RefSeq and is a predicted model, not a curated record. The transcript has a single exon. Lineage: Eukaryota; Fungi; Ascomycota; Eurotiomycetes; Eurotiales; Aspergillaceae. The coding region runs from base 267 to 1529 and encodes 420 amino acids.
AAACGUCUGCGCUUUCCCGGGGCGGAAGGCAGCAACUGACACUAUCCAGCACGCGGAUUGUGCCCGAACCAGGAUACGAAUACUUCUUUUCGCGAAUUGUUCUCCGGCACGAGAUUACGUAUCCGCUACACUACAGAGAUGCGCAGCCGGCUUCGCGCUCGCGACACGAACAAUACACAGACUUCAGCUGUGCUCAACGAAUCUAGGUGUACAUGCCAAAACGAAUAUGCUCCCGCAGUUGAAAGCUGCUUGCUUGCAGCCCUAUAAUGGUACGGAAAAGGACCAUCCCAUCGAACACUAGCCAUUAUCGGAAGCAACAAUCUUCUCAGCCAAGGCUCUCACUAAAAGUCACGAAGGAUGGAGAUCCUCCGCUGGAAUCACAAUUUGAGGAUUUCGGCGUGAAUAUAAAAACCCUCCGAGACGCACCGAUUACUCGCACAAGAUCCACGACCGACAGUCAGAUCACACACAUUAUGCCUCCUCGUACUCUCGACAAUCUCCCACUCGAGCUCUUCUGGCUCAUGACCGAGUACCUGCAUAUCAAUUCUCUUGGUGCUUUGCGGUGCGUGUCCAAGACACUCAAAGCCAAGACCAAGACAGCCUGGCUAUGCAGCCGCGUGCACCCGCUCUCCAUCCAUAUCGACCCGGAGGAUGGAGGACGCAUGCGCAUCCGCCCUGAGAAACCGUUCCUCGCCCCUCGCCCCCUGCCUCGGCAGUAUCAGGCCCUGCUAGGCGCGCGGCAGCUGAUCCUCGAAACUUACGAGUGCAUCCAGCAGUCCCCGAGUGCCUCCGAAGCCGCUCUGAUCACGCUGUGCCGGAUCCUGAGCGACAAUGCCGCCCUGCAACCGCUCGCGCUUCAGCGCCUAACCCUCUGCGCGCGGGAUCCCCGCGCGCAGUGGCUCGGCUACCACGACAGUCGCCUGAGCGUUCGGAUGAAUCCAUUUCGUUUUGCGGGGCCCCGCGCCAAGUUCUCCGCGCACUGGGCCCAGCUCACGCAGCUGAUCGUCCACUUGCCCGGCGCGUUGACCGCCGAGGGGUUUCUGAAUGACCUGGUGGGGUGGUGCAUCCUUCCGCAUGCGCCGCGGCUCGAAGACUUCCGGUUGUUCUGCGAGCCCCGCCACCGCCACCGCACACCGUUCGGGUACAUGGUCGGGCAACUGGCGCAGCUGAACCCCCGGCCACCGCUGAAGCGACUGGAGAUCAACUUCCACUUCUUCCGGAACUACCGCGAGAGAGUCAUCGACGUGCUGCAGGCCUACGGACGCACGCUGGAGACGGUCACCAUCAUGUGUCCGUACCAGUGGGCCCCUGACAUCGUUGAAUUGGUCGUUCCGCUCAAGGCCGCCUGUCCUGUCCUGGCGCAUCUGCUCGAGCAUAUAGUCGACGGCGAACCGUUGUGGCGCGCGCUGUCUGGUCCCGCGGAGCUCUAUGAGGAGCGGCCGCGGGACGACGAUGGUUCGCUUGAAUGGGUCCGGGUGGAUGGCUCGCCCGAGUGGCAGGAGGUGAUCACGCAUGUUACUCCACUGUGA